GCUGGUCCAUGUGGCGGACUGCUGCUGACUGAACACAGUUAAAGGUGGACUGUUUGUGUGACUGAGGAGCCAGAGACUCGAUCCUUGUCCGGGACGCAAGUGGCGUUGUUGUUGGAAGCGACUUGUUUAGGAGUUUGAUGCGAUAUCUGGACACUCCCCACUGCGGACGCUUCCCGGACACACAAAUUGAUGCUGUUGGAGUAGUGCGUGAAUAUUUUUUUGCAGCAAGGUUAUCUAAGCCCGUAAAAGAACCCAUUGUACUUCGGACCUGGUGUGCAGAGACUCACGUAGGCACCGCGGAACCGUUGCAGGAGGUGCAGCUGAUGCAGAAGUGGGGAGGAUUUAGUGCGUUUUUGGAACUCAGUGUCCUCGUUGCAUUGAACAAAUGAUUUCUGACUGACUUGCAGGAUCGCCCUCAAGACUAAAAGCCCGACCAACCUACAUUUCCCUCUUUGUUACCAUCACCAUUGUGCAAGGACUAUGUUGAUGAAGGAGUACCGCAUCUGCAUGCCUCUCACAGUGGAGGAGUACCGGAUCGGCCAGCUGUACAUGAUCAGUAAACACAGUAAUGAGCAGAGUGAGCGUGGGGAGGGGGUGGAGGUGGUCCAGAACGAGCCGUACGAGGACCCCGAGCACGGAUCAGGACAGUUCACAGAGAAACGCAUCUACCUCAACAACAAGCUGCCCAGUUGGGCCAGAGCAGUGGUCCCGAAAAUUUUCUACGUGACGGAGAAGGCUUGGAACUAUUACCCGUACACCAUCACAGAGUACACGUGCUCCUUCCUGCCCAAGUUUUCCAUCCACAUAGAGAGCAAAUACGAGGACAACAAAGGGAGCAACGAUAAUAUCUUUGGCAGCGAGCCCAGAGAAGAGGAGACGGAGGUGUGUUUCGUGGACAUCGCCUAUGAUGAGAUCCCCGAGCGCCACUACAAGGACUCAGAGGACCUGCGGUAUUUUAAGUCGAACAAGACUGACAGAGGCCUCCUGCAGGAAGGAUGGAUUGACAGCCAGGACCCCAUCAUGUGCUCCUACAAACUGGUCACAGUCAAGUUUGAAGUCUGGGGCCUGCAGACACGUGUGGAGCAGUUUGUACACAAGGUGAUUCGAGACGUCCUGCUUUUAGGACACAGGCAGGCGUUCGCUUGGGUGGAUGAGUGGAUCGACAUGACCAUGGAGGAGGUACGAGAGUACGAGCGAGCCACUCAGGAAGCCACCAACCUGAAAAUCGGCACCUUCCCUCCCGCCAUCUCCAUCUCAGAGACCCCUCUGGCGUCCAACCCCCGCAGCGGGCCCAACAGCGCCCCGUCCACCCCGCUCUCCACGGAGGCCCCGGACUUCCUGUCGGUGCCCAAGGAGCGCCCCAGGAAGAAGUCCGCCCCGGAGACCCUGACCCUGCCCGACCCGGGCCGCAGGGAUUCCCUCUUCAAGCUGCCCAGCUUCUUCUCCUGGAACUCCAGUCCGCAGCCAGAAUGAGAGCGGGGCGGUUGCCGCUGGUGAUUGCCCUCGACCCGUGCAUCAGUGGAGGAUGCUUGCCUGCCCAGCACAUCCCACAACGCCCCCCCUCAGCCAGCUGAAGCGAAGGAGACUUUUCACCGUGCUGGUGAUCCCACAGCCCCCUCAGCAGACCUGCCGGUGUUCCAGCACAAAGCCAGCAGACUUCAGCAGCCUUCACAGGUGCAGACAGUCUGAUCUCCACAGUAAAAAGCCCCGCGAGGUGUAAAAGGUAUACCGCGUCCCAUUGAGAGUCUAACAAAAGCAGCUGGAGGCUCCUCGUUUUCUUCUCAUCAGCUUGAUUAGUCACAUUGAGUGUAGCAAACAUUCCUGAAAAAGUUCUAUCCCGCAGAUUAUCAACCUCCUUUUUCUGUCACCGCACAUAAAACUUUUACAUGUACAGAAUUUGUUUCUUUUCCUGCUUUAACCCAGAAGAACCCAGACCCAGUAAUCCUUAACCCUUAAUAGGGCACUCGUUGAAAUACGUGCAAAUUCCAAAUUUCAACCCUAGAGAAUAUUAGAGGAUAUUACAGACUGCCAGAAUGUGUAAAAAAAAUAUAUAUAUUUUGAGAAAAGUUUAUGAGA
This is a messenger RNA of Centropristis striata (black sea bass), 2076 nucleotides long. RefSeq names its product phosphatidylinositol transfer protein cytoplasmic 1a (gene pitpnc1a). NCBI's taxonomy places the organism in Eukaryota, Metazoa, Chordata, Actinopteri, Perciformes, Serranidae. Gene Ontology annotation, biological process: phospholipid transport. The record is from RefSeq and is a predicted model, not a curated record. The transcript has 9 exons. Gene Ontology annotation, cellular component: cytoplasm. The coding region runs from base 481 to 1473 and encodes 330 amino acids. Gene Ontology annotation, molecular function: phosphatidylinositol transfer activity; phosphatidylinositol binding.